AUGGCUGCGGGGAACUGCACAGCACCCAUCACCUUCAUCCUCUCUGGGCUGACCGACGACCCACAGCUGCAAAUCCCACUCUUUGUGCUGUUUUUAGCCAUGUACAUCACCUCUUUGCUAACGAAUCUGGGCAUGGUUGCAUUAAUCAAUAUCGAUCUCCAGCUUCAUACCCCUAUGUAUUUUUUUCUCCAAAAUUUGGCUCUCAUGGAUGCCAUUUAUUCCACAGUCAUCACUCCUAGAAUGUUAAUGACGUUUUUGGUAGAAAUGAAAGCAAUUUCAUACGCAGCUUGCAUUACACAAUGUUUUAGCUUCGUUUUGUUGAUAAUCUCCGAGUGCUUGCUGCUGGCCGUGAUGGCGUACGACCGCUAUGUGGCCAUCUGUAAACCUCUGCUUUACACAGUCAUCAUGUCCAAGACGACCUGCUGGAGCCUGGUGAAAGGGUCAUACCUAUGGGGGUUCCUCAACUCCGUGAUACACACCGGUGGGCUGCUCAAACUCACCUUUUGCUCUUCCAACAUGGUAAACCAUUUCUUUUGUGACAUCAGCCCACUCUUCCAGAUUUCCUCUUCUGGUACUGCGGUCAACGAGCUGCUGGUUUUCACGUUCGGCAGCUUGAUUGAGAUGAGCAGCAUCACUGCCAUCUCCAUCUCAUAUGUUUUAAUUAUUCAAACUGUGCUGAGGAUCCGCUCCAAGGAAAGAAAAUUCAAAGCCUUCUCUACUUGUGCCUCGCACCUGAUGACUGUCACCUUGUUCCACGGAACAAUAGCCUUCAUGUACUUCCGACCAGCCACCAGCUACUCAUUGGACACAGACAAAGUCGUGUCCUUGUUCUACACGGUGGCCAUCCCUGUGCUGAACCCCCUCAUUUACAGCUGGAGGAACAAGGAGGUAAAGGAGGCCCUAUGGAGAGUCACAGCCACCAAAGUUUUGCUUCACUGGCCGUUUGGUUGUCCACUGAGAUCCCGGAUUGAAUCUUAG
Molecule: messenger RNA, 978 nt
Organism: Chroicocephalus ridibundus (black-headed gull)
Lineage: Eukaryota; Metazoa; Chordata; Aves; Charadriiformes; Laridae
Product: olfactory receptor-like protein COR6
Exons: 1
Coding region: 1-978 (325 amino acids)
Biological process (GO): G protein-coupled receptor signaling pathway; sensory perception of smell
Cellular component (GO): membrane
Molecular function (GO): G protein-coupled receptor activity; odorant binding; olfactory receptor activity
Source: RefSeq, a predicted model, not a curated record